AUGCUGUUGCAGUGGUGCACCCUUGAGCCUUCGGGCACGGCAAAUUUGGCUGCCAUACGCUUCUCCUCGCCGGUGCGCGUCCAGAACAUCAGGAUAUUCCCCACAGACACGCAGCCGUUUGUGCAGCACCCAGAUAUUGUCAGUCGCACAGAACCCGAAGCGUUCUACUUGGAGCUCUACUUUAACGCAUACCGCGUUGCAACACCGAAUAGCAAGGAGAAACCAAAACCUACCAAUGUGCUCGUGCCCACCGUGCUUGCGUACACCGGAGGACAAAUGGACUUUUCUGUCCCAAUGGCUGCCGAGUAUGCAACACGUCUAAUGAUUGUGAGAGGGAACUACGAGUAUGUUUCCUUGGCUAUUUACGGCGAAAUUAUGGCAGAACUGCCUUCACCUCCAACGACAUACGAACCGCGGCCAUUACCCACACUUGAACCGAUCCCUCUAACGCGGGCACUCGACCCUUCCAACUCGCUUGACCCCUCUGCCCUCGCACGACAGCUGCUUAGUCUCAUACCUGACGCGCCGCCCCUGCCUUUGGCUAUUCGUCUUGUUUUUUGUCUUAAGCCCCCCAGCGAUGACUGGGACCUUCCUGACUUCCCGUACCUACAUCCGGAUCUUGACAAUGAGACAGAGGACUUCGAUCUAGAGAAGGCAUUCAGAUUGACGACUAGACCAGUGCCCGACGAUGUAUCAGACGCAACCCUUCUUCGCUUCGCCGAGAACGUAACCCGGUCCGUCAGAUCCAAGAACAGCAACCAGCCAUACCUUGUAGCAGGUAUCUUGGCUCAUGCAGCGUCUCAACAUCCGAACAUGGCAAGAUUACUCUUGGAAAGCCUCGACCUUACGAGAGUGUUUGACAUGGGCAACCUGCGUGACGAGAUGACUCUGAUCAGGUUGCGAGAUGCUGCGACUAACCCAGAUAUCGCGCGCUAUUUGAACAACGAGUGGUUUCUAGGCCUGGUCAGCGCAAUCUCCAAAGACGUGAACACUGGCAAGGAGACACAAUUAGCUGCUAGCAAGCUCAUUUUGCGUGUGGAAGCUUGGGCGGUCUUCGAGGAUGCUCUCUCAAAUACACAGGGCGAUCUCACUGCCGCGGCCACCUUCAUCAGGGAGGUAGGCACAGAGGAGCAAUCAUUAGGCGUCUGGCUAGAAUCCAUGGUCACCCAUGAGGAUGUGGUCAACGCGCUUGCGGAGAACCCUAACAUGCCGAUUCCGUUACCGCACCCUCCUUAUCUCUUCGGGCCGCUGAAGUCGGUGAUCCAUGAUGGCUUCAUUGCGUUCUUGAGAGCUGUUAUAGGUGUCGCUGCUGUCCUCGCAGUGUAUGCGUUCGCGGAUGCAUAUCCUCAUAAGGUGUGUCGGGAGCGCGCCUUGAGCAUAAUCCGGCUGUGGCAAGGCGUCGACGGCUACAGGGAGAUCGUCAACCACUUCUUGCUCCUCAAACAGAUGAUUUUCCGGCUCGACUGCAUGAUGGAUAACGACCCCCCUCGGCGUGCAGGCCUUGAUGCAGAGCAUGUCCUCGUUAACCUUGCAAAGAGCCCACGCGCGAUGCUGCAGCCGGACUUAAUCAAGUGCAUACUGUCUCUUAGGCCGCCUCACUCUUUCAUCACUUCCGACGAACGCGUUGCCAUGCGGCAGGCAGCCAUAGUUGCCGACGACGGCUUGCCGGGAGCGGUUGAAGAAUUGUUGCGGCCGCUCGAGCGACCACUGACAUUGACAAAUAUGCGUUCGUUGCGCGUUGCGCUCGCUGUCAUUGACCAGGAGCUGGGCGACCAGGACGAGCAAGGGGAGUACCGCGUGCUCCAGGACUUCUGGACAGAGGGCUCCAUCUCGCUCAUCGCUCGCCUCGUCGAUCUAUUCAUACCGGUAUCCGAAGAGAUCAAGACCCAUUUCAGUCUGAAACCCCCAGAGCGCAAGCCACAGGAGCUGAUGACCGAGCUCUUUCGUACCGCGAACGAGCUGCUCGAGCUGCUUCUCAGGCUCUACCCCACAUACCUCCUCGCUAGCCGCGCUGUGUCUGAUUUAGCGGCCAGUGUUGCGGACCUCUUCGUGUGCACAGAUGCGGCGGACAUGUUGUUUGCGCAGUCAAGCCCGCCAUGCGUCGCGGCGCAGGAAACAAGACAGGCCUGCAUAGACGUCAUUCGCGCGAUCGGUAAUCCCUUUCCUACUGCAGAAGGCGGCAGGCCCGGCGCGGAAGUAGUCCUUCGAGAGCUCCUGGAACACGGCCUGCGCAGUGAAGACCGCGACCCGGUCCACCAUCUCCUGCAGGUCUUCUGCCUCGUCGACUACCUUCUGCCCAUGCCAGGCACGGAUGUCAGCCGACACUCGGUCUGGACGCAGCGGGUGAUGCCGCUGCUGCUCCGCGAGCUGUGGGCGUUCUGCAGAGUACUAGACACGGAGAACAAGGCACAUUUCGUGAAGCGGUUGAUCGACCUCGACCAAGGCGUGGCGGGCAUUGGCGAGUGGCUCCUACUCGGGGAACUGAAGGAGCUCCAGCAUGCGCUGCAAGAAAUAGAAGACCCUAGCACACGAAUACAAGAGCGCGCGAUCCGGCAUUCGCAAGUCUUCCUGUCCCUGCGUUUUCUCCUCGAGCUGGCCAGCGGCUCGUCGCGCGCAUCAACGGUCUUCGUGGAGUGUGUGAUCGGGUUGGAAGAGGCCACAGCAGCCUUUGUCUCAUGUUUCAUGUUGAUGUUUGACCAGCACCUCACGUCUUCUGUACUUACAGAGUUGGCGCAGCUUCUAGCACACUACAGUGACAAGAUGGGACUGGACUUGCAUUGCGCUAUCGCCCUUACCCUCCUGCGCUCCGGCCGAGAACCCAAUAUCCCUACCCCAGUCCUGUCAAACAUACUCACUCAGUGUUUGUCCCUUCUCGCAGCAACAGAACUCACACAAGCGACAACAGACAAGUUUCGGCUAGAACUUGGUCGCUUGUUCGAUCACCUUCAUAACCUAGCACAAACACUACAAGCCGCUACUGCGGAGAGUUGUGUUGCCCUCCUUGAAUGGCUUUGCAGGACAGCAGCUCCAGCUGGAGCAGCCGUCAAUUUGGUCGGUAUCACGGAAGCUUCGUACAUGAAUUUCUGUGAUCAACUUCGUUCCGUCCUGUCCGAAGACUGGAUGGGUCGGCUUGACGCUGUUAAGAGCAAGAUAAAUAUCUCGAUAGAGGAAACCCCCGGCGUGAAUCCUCCGAAACCCCUCCCAGAUUCCGUCAAGCUCACGAUACGUGAUCUCGAGGAACUUCUCCAACCAGCGAUACCCGUGCCGUCGACGCCACCUCGGCGGACACUCAACCAGGACGCCCUCGGGCUCGUCACUAUAUCACCACCCGCCCUCAUCCGCUCGCCGGCCUCCACCGGUCUCACUAAAACGUACAACAACAAUGACUUCCGGCAGCUGCGCCAGAUACCAGCGGCCAGACAAAACACAAGCCGGCUCCCAAGUAUGCAUGUAGACGUAGGUGUAGCGGUGGUCGCUUGA
Postia placenta MAD-698-R-SB12 is the source of this 3480-nucleotide messenger RNA. RefSeq lists its product as hypothetical. The transcript is spliced from 6 exons. Gene Ontology annotation, molecular function: RNA binding. The record is from RefSeq and is a predicted model, not a curated record. Lineage: Eukaryota; Fungi; Basidiomycota; Agaricomycetes; Polyporales; Adustoporiaceae. Bases 1 to 3480 code for a protein of 1159 amino acids. Gene Ontology annotation, cellular component: RNA N6-methyladenosine methyltransferase complex.